CGUCGCUAUAUACGGAAUCGGAAGCAAAGCAGCUAGGCCGAGUAUACACAUAUACUUGGCUAAUCGCAAUAUCGCCUAUCAGUCGCAGCAGAGUCCAGCUGGCAGAGCCCUCCGAAAUUUCAGCACAGUACAGUCGUACGGCUCCAAGAGAUCGCAAGUGUCCAGUUUCCCAGUCGUGUGAGGCCAAGAAUCCCGAAGUCCUUAAACUACAACAAUGGCAGCAAAGAGAAUGGAUUUAAACAGACGCACCUUUUUGGUGCUGAGCGGCAGCUCGAAUCCUUUGGGUCAGUCCCUGGCUCUGGAGUUCUGCCGGCGCCUGGGCACCGGAUCCCUGGCUCUGAUCCUGGAUGAGAAUCAGGAGCAGCUUCGGCAGCUGGAGAGUCACCUCCUGGUUGGGCUGAAAACGGAAAACGUUAAGGUGCUGACUGGGAAGCUGGACAAGGGCCACUCGAAUGGUGUCCAGCUGAUGGAGCAGGCUUUGAAAGCCCAUUUCGAAGCUGAGAAGGAGGUCCCUCGCUUCGAGCAAUCUGUAAUCCUGCACAACGAAGGACAAGCGGCCACCCAUGUGCUGCUGGAGCCCCAGAGCACCGAGGACUGGAAGGCCUAUGUCCAGGAGCAACUGUACGCUCCGGUGGCGCUCAACCAAAUGUGGCUGCAGUCGAAGUACCUGGAGAAGGUGGAGAAGCUGGCGGUGAAUGUGACCUCCUCCCUGAUGGUUCGUCCGCUGGUCCACGCGGGACUACUCUGCUCCUGCAAGCGGGCCAGGGACAUGUACUUCCGAGCCAUGGCCGCCGAGGAGUACCGCUUCGGGGUCCACGUCCUCAGCUUCUCCCCCGGACUGAUGGCCACCCAUGAAAGCCAGUGCGAUGUGAACGGAAACAGGAUUGACCCCACCGAUCUGAUCGCCGCCAAGCAGGUCCUCCAGCUGCCCAGGAUCCAGCCCAGCCAGGCCACCCUCAAGCUGAUCAACAUCCUGGAGGAGAUCUCCUUUGUGUCCGGUCACGAUGUCGACUACUACGACACCUUCGUUUUAUGAGUAGCACCGUGGGGGUGGGCUGCGUCCCCGAUGGACUCGGUUCUGAUCUUGGUUGAUGAUUUGGAAGCUGUUUUUGAUUUGACUGCCCUGGAAAUGAAUAAAAUCUGGGUACUGAUCCUGAAUUUAAACCUGAAAGUGCAAGAAAACCAAGCACCUGAACAGGAAAACGAAAAACAAA
Molecule: messenger RNA, 1214 nt
Organism: Drosophila biarmipes
Lineage: Eukaryota; Metazoa; Arthropoda; Insecta; Diptera; Drosophilidae
Product: sepiapterin reductase
Exons: 1
Coding region: 215-1036 (273 amino acids)
Biological process (GO): tetrahydrobiopterin biosynthetic process
Molecular function (GO): sepiapterin reductase (NADP+) activity
Source: RefSeq, a predicted model, not a curated record